UCUUCCUUCCUACCUUCGUCGGCCGACUUGUCGGUAGACGCGUGGCGGCCGUAUUAGGCUUGUCGACGCGGCAGACUCGUCGGUUUGCCAUAUCUUUCUUGAGCACUGGGCCUUUCGAGGGCCCGCAAUCCACCCAAACUUGUUUGACGAAACAUAAACUUGUUCGACUUGUAACUGGCUAGAAUUAAUCGACUUGACAGAGCAAUCUCAUUCCGCAUAGACACGAAGCGCACCGUCUAGACCUUCACCCCGCGGAUCUCUAAGGCACUGUCGCAUCCUCAGCUCGCGUAGUGCAAGCCAAUGGCGCAUAUAACGGCGUUAGCGGUGCUACUGUCAACCUUGCUCGUACUAGCAUCGUCGUUAACGGCAACAGCUCAAGUCCCCUUCCCUGGGGUCCCUCGAUGCACGCUGAUCGCUAACUUAAAGCCCAACAAAGUCCUCAGCUCCAAUCUCGGGGGUGAUUCCGGCGCGGUUGGCUACUUCCGCAUCCUCGUCUUCCAGCAAGGCAGCAAGAUCAACAUAAAGCUCCAUUUCGACAUCGAGUCGCUCACCGCGCCGCUGCCGCCAACCGGCCAGACGCUCUACGACGGCCGCCGCGGCAGCAACGGCGAGCUUGUCUGGCGCCUCCCCAACCCCUGGACCAUCGACGACCCCAACGAAUUGAAGGUCGACACGUGGAUCACCGACGCCGACAACAAGUACAUCAGCCUCGGAUAGUUGACAAUAACGGGGGCGGCGGCGGCGGCGGCGGCGGCGGCGGGCGGCUCCACUGCGAGCAAUAGCGGGGUCACGCCGCCGGAUUCGGCGUUCACUCGCGCCCCGUCCAACGGGAUUAAAGCGGCGAACGCGUCAAGCGUGACCGCCGGCGGCGGCGGCGGCGGCGGCGGCGUUAGCACAGUGAAGAGCGUGGGGACGAUGCAAACGGGGUCGUCGAUCUACGACCUGGUGCAGAGGAUCGACCAGAACCCCGGGCGCUUCUACGUGCAGAUCAACACGCAGGCGUUCCCCCAGGGCGCCCUCCGCGGGCAGAUCUACCGCCGCUGGAUCCCGCAGGCCAUAUGCUGACCUGCCCAACCUACACGGACAAUUACACUACAUCAGGAAGGAGGGGGCUUCGAUAAGCAGUUAACAAAAUAAAUGUGGAAGGGGUUGUAGAUUGCAGGGAUAGGUGAGUCUCCUCCUGCUUCUACAGCCCUUGUCACUCAACUUAUGUGUGCCACUCAUGGGGAUCAGGGGGCACGUGCCUUGAUAAGGAGCGACAGGUCCCUUGAGGCGGUCCUGGGGAACUAUUUUCAGGUCUCUUUUGAGCUGAGAACGUGUGCUCUAGAUGGUGUGCCAUGGUGUGACUGUAGCAUGCAUAGGAGCAGCAUUGUAGAUGCACAUGCACUAGCUGUCAGAUACACGAAUGGCAGCAAUGUUGCUCAUGUACAUUCAUUCUUUGCUCAUGGCAACCAUAUAUACUCCA
Messenger RNA from Closterium sp. NIES-67, 1465 nucleotides. Lineage: Eukaryota; Viridiplantae; Streptophyta; Zygnematophyceae; Desmidiales; Closteriaceae. The record is from the annotation of a GenBank genome assembly.